AUGAGACCUCAAAGCCUCCACUUCUUUCACGCAGCAGCCCAGGUUUUAGGCUCCAUUUGUCUGACUCCUGCCCCUCCUUCUGUCGACUGUUUCACCCCUCUCUGCAAUUUCCCAUCAACCGAGGCCGGCUUUGAGUCUUACGCUUGUUCCCUCACGUUUCGCCAUUCUCAUUUCACUCGACCAGACCGUCCUUUGAGGGCGGCCUCUGGUCUCCCAUUUGCAGGAGCCGGCUUCAACAUAAACAAGCCAUCAGCCGGACGACUGUGUGCCUCCAUCGGUCCGUCUCACCUCACGUUUCGGCGCGGUCUGGAGAGUACGUUCGAGUUGGGAUAA
Protopolystoma xenopodis is the source of this 333-nucleotide messenger RNA. The record is from the annotation of a GenBank genome assembly. NCBI's taxonomy places the organism in Eukaryota, Metazoa, Platyhelminthes, Monogenea, Polystomatidea, Polystomatidae.